Molecule: messenger RNA, 1742 nt
Organism: Cynoglossus semilaevis (tongue sole)
Lineage: Eukaryota; Metazoa; Chordata; Actinopteri; Pleuronectiformes; Cynoglossidae
Gene: rdh5
Product: retinol dehydrogenase 5 (11-cis/9-cis)
Exons: 6
Coding region: 69-1094 (341 amino acids)
Biological process (GO): steroid metabolic process; retinoid metabolic process
Cellular component (GO): intracellular membrane-bounded organelle
Molecular function (GO): all-trans-retinol dehydrogenase (NAD+) activity
Source: RefSeq, a predicted model, not a curated record
UUUUUUUUUUCAGCAAAUACUAAGUCCUCCCAGCUGAUCAAAACUUUAACCCUUACUCCAGAAUCAACAUGGAGUCACCGUCAGUCCAGGACAUUUUAGGGGAGAAUGCUUGGCUGUACAUCGGUGCUACUGUGGUGGUGCUGUGGUUCAUCGUGUGGCUGUACAGAGACAGCCUGGAGAUUGAAGAACUCACCGACAAGUAUGUGUUUGUGACGGGCUGUGACUCAGGGUUCGGGAACCUGCUGUGUAAGAAGCUGGAUCGGAAAGGUUUCCGUGUGCUGGCUGGCUGUCUGACGGAAAAAGGAGCCGAUGACCUGAAGAGGUCGGCCGGCCCUUAUCUGAAAACCAUGUCGGCCGGUGCUUAUCUGAAAACCGUCCUGCUUAACGUUACCAAUCAGGAUAGUGUCCAGAAAGCCAUGGAGUUCACCAAAAAUGAAGUUGGAGAGAAAGGACUCUGGGGCAUUGUAAACAACGCUGGAUGUUCAUUACCAAUGGGCCCUUCAGAGUGGAUGAGAGUAGAAGAUUUCCAAAACACACUUAAAGUUAAUUUGAACGGAAUGAUUUCCAUGACAAUGACUUUCCUGCCCCUCAUCAAGAAGGCUCGCGGCCGCAUCGUCAACGUAGCAUCAGUGCUGGGCCGAGUGGCCGCGAAUGGUGGAGGAUACUGCAUCUCCAAGUUUGCCGUCGAAGCCUUUUCUGACUGCCUCAGGAGGGACAUUAACUACUUCGGAGUUAAAGUUUGCAUCAUCGAGCCGGGCUUCUUCAGAACCGCCGUGACGAGCCUCGACCCACUGGAGAGGGAACUGCAUCGCUUGUGGAACCAGCUCAGCCCUGACGUCCAGGCCAGCUAUGGAGACAAGUACCUGGAUAAAUACAUCAAAGUCCAGCGUUUGAUCAUGAAUGCAGUGUGUGACUCUGACCUGACAAAGGUGACCAGUUGCAUGGAGCAUGCUCUGACUGCUGUGCACCCACGCAGCAGAUACAGCGCUGGCUGGGAUGCUAAACUUCUCUGGAUCCCGCUCUCUUACAUGCCUUCCUGUGUGGUGGACAUCGGACUGAAGCUGGUGCUGCCUCGUCCAUCGAAGAGUGUGUGAAUGUUGAUGGACUGUCACCAGUGUGUAGGGUUAAAAUAGGUCACAUCCGGCUCACAUAUUCUUUAGGGCCAAUUUAAACAGAAUUGUCUGUAAACAUUGUCUUUUGCCAAGUGUAUUAUUGUUUUUGAGACAGAUGUUAUUCACUGCCAGCUGAAUACAGAUAAUUUUAGAGAUGUUAAUUUUUUCAGAUUUAAAAUAUAAGCAAACAAACCAGUAUAGAAAUUAAAUGGUUUUAGCUUCAUUAGUGCUCUAACAUAUGGAAAGCUAAAACACAGCUUGUCACAUUAGUUUUUUUUCCCACAGCACCACAAUAAAAAGGAGUUGUGUGACUUUGCCAUUAUUUAUAUUAAUUAACGAGGAGCUAUAAAAGUUGUAGCAGUUUGGUUCUAUUUUCAAGCACAAACUCACACAGAGUCUGGAACAUUCACCAGCCCGGGGUUCAGCUGGCUCAUCUUUGAUUUAUAACAGUUUGUGUUGAACAACAGCAGGUGGUGCCAUUAACCCUGGUGGCUCGCGCCAUAUUAUACAAGUUAGCACACAAUUUAUUUGUCUGCAUCGGAUUAUAUGAAAUGUGGUCUUGUACAUUUAUGGGCCUCGGCACAAAAACAGAGAAAUAAAACAAAUAUGCCUCGUUGUAAGGUAAUAAAA